ACGCACCAUGGGGCGCCUGGAGCUGGCUGUCUUAGGCCUCGCCUGCUGCUUGGCAGUAGUGAGCGCCGCAAAGCUGGGCGUAGUGCACACGGAAGGGGGCUUUGUGGAGGGCGUCAACAAGAAGCUCUGCCUCUUCGGGAUGGGCGGCCUCUCUGUGGACAUCUUCAAGGGCAUCCCCUUCGCCGCCCCAACCACGGCCCUGGAGAACCCCCAGCCGCACCCCGGCUGGCAAGGGACCCUGAAGGCCAAGGACUUCAAGCAGCCAUGCCUGCAAGUCACUCUCACACAGUUAAAUACCAGGGGCUCCGAGGACUGCCUCUACCUCAACAUCUGGGUCCCCCAGGGCCAGAAGGAAGUUUCCCAGAAUCUGCCUGUCAUGAUUUGGAUCUUCGGAGGGGCCUUCUUCUUUGGGACUGGCCAAGGGUUUAAGUUCUUCAGUGACUAUCAGUUCGACGGGGAGGAGAUCGCCACGCGGGGCAACGUCAUUUUGGUCACCUUCAACUACCGCCUCGGGCCGCUGGGCUUCCUCAGCACUGGGGACGCCAACCUGCCAGGUAACUACGGUCUUUGGGACCAGCACAUGGCCAUCGCGUGGGUGAAGAGGAACAUUGCGGCCUUUGGGGGGGACCCCGACAACAUCACCAUCUUUGGGCAAUCAUCUGGAAGUGUCAGCGUCUCUCUGCAGAUCCUCUCUCCCUACAACAAGGGCCUCAUCCGGCGAGCCAUCAGCCAGAGCGGCGUGGCGCUGACCCCCUGGGCCAUCCAGAAGAACCCUCUCUCCUGGGCUAAGCAGAUCGCCAAGAAGGUGGGCUGCCCCCUGAACGAUACCGCCAGGAUGGCCAAGUGUCUGAAGGUCACCGAUCCCUGGGCCCUGACGCUGGCCUAUAAGAUGCCCCUGUUGGGACGGAAGUACCCACUCCUGUACUAUUUGGGCCUCAUGCCUGUCGUGGACGGAGACUUCAUCCCCGACGACCCCAUCAACCUUUUUGCCAACGCGGCCGACAUCGACUACAUCGCUGGCACCAACGACAUGGAUGGCCACAUCUUUGCCAGCGUUGACUUGCCAGCCAUCAACGUGGCCUUGCUGACCGUCACAGGGGAGGACUUCUUCAAGCUGGUCAGUGGCUUCACCAUUGCUAAGGGGCCCAGAGGUGCCAAUGCCACCUUUGACUUCUACACGGCCCCCUGGGCCCAGGACUCCUCCCAGGAGGCCAAGAAGAAGACAGUGGUGGAGUUUGAGACCGACGUCCUCUUCCUGAUGCCCACGAAGAUGGCCGUGGCCCAGCACAGAGCCAAUGCCAAGCAGCACAGAGCCAACGCCAAGUGAGGGCCAGGGAAGGG
Molecule: messenger RNA, 1341 nt
Organism: Myotis davidii
Lineage: Eukaryota; Metazoa; Chordata; Mammalia; Chiroptera; Vespertilionidae
Product: bile salt-activated lipase
Exons: 9
Coding region: 8-1327 (439 amino acids)
Biological process (GO): presynaptic membrane assembly; chemical synaptic transmission; neuron cell-cell adhesion
Cellular component (GO): cell surface; synapse; postsynaptic specialization membrane
Molecular function (GO): triacylglycerol lipase activity; sterol ester esterase activity; neurexin family protein binding
Source: RefSeq, a predicted model, not a curated record